GGCGGCGGUUGGUCCAGGUACUGCCUGGGAAGCGGCGGCGGAACGCGCAACAAUCCGGCAGGUUGGAGGUCCGAGAUCAUGGCAGCUCCACAGCCCCUGGCACGGCAGCUAGAGCAGCUGCUGGACCCACGGCCGAGCGAGGCAGACCCCGAGGCUGAGCCGGAGGAGGCCACUGCUGCCCGAGUUAUUGACAGAUUUGAUGAGGGUGAAGAUGAUGAUGGUGACCUCUCUCAAGUGGGAAGCAUUAGAAAAAGGGCCUUUGCUUCCCUCUUAGAUACAGACAAACGAUAUUCAGGCAAGGCUACAUCUCGAAAGGCUUUGAAAGAAGACCUUUGGGAACAGCCUCCAUCAGAAUCCUCUGACAGAGAAGCAUCUGAUGAAGAGAGCACAGGGGUAGUGGAAUCUGAUGAGGAACAAAGGAGUUCUGUUAAGGAGGUGGAAUCCAGUGAUGAUGGGGAGAGCAGUUUGGAAGACAAAGGCCAGAAAAAGGGAAGGGAGACCCAGUCUUCAGGCUUUAGUUUCCAGAGCAUCAGUGACUUUGAAAAAUUCACUGAGGGAAUGGAUGACAUUGGCAGCGAUGAAGAGGAAGAAGAAGAAAACAGUAUGGAAGAGGAAACUGAUGAGGAAGGAGAUGGAGAAGAAAUUGAGGAGGCUAUGCCUGAAGACAAGGAUGAUGAUGGGACAUUGAGGACCUUCUCAGGAGGCAAAUUGUCAGAAGAAGUGGAGAAAGGGAGAGCUGUGAAGAACCAAAUAGCACUGUGGGACCAACUCUUGGAAGGAAGGAUCAAACUGCAAAAAGCUCUUCUGACAACCAACCAGCUUCCCCAACAUGAUGUUUUUCCUAGUUUCAAGGACAAGGGCGGGUCAGAAUUUGCCAGUGCCUUGAAAAACAGCCACAAGGCACUCAAAGCAUUGUUAAGGUCAUUGGUGGAUCUUCAGGAGGAACUACUUUACCAAUAUCCAGACACAAAACACCUCAUAGAUGGAACAAAACCUAAAGAGGAAAGUGAAGAAGAAAUCCCUAGUGAGGAAGAGGAAGCCAUGACAGGAGAGUACCAGCAGAGGAGGGGCCCACCCAAGAGAAAAUUGGAAGUGGAUGACUAUCCUGGCUUCAUGGCAAAGCGCUUUGCUGAUUUCACAGUCUACAGGAACCGUACACUUCAGAAAUGGCAUGACAAAACUAGACUGGCUUCUGGCAAGCUGGGGAAGGGUUUUGGUGCUUUUGAGCGUUCAAUCUUGACUCAGAUCGACCAUAUUCUGAUGGACAAAGAGAGAUUACUCCGAAGGACACAAACCAAGCGUUCCGUGUACCGUGUGCUUGGCAGAGCUGAACCAGUAGCUCGGCCUAUUCCUGAGAGUUUGCCAGGGCAGCCGGAAGUAUUGCCUGAAAUCCCUGCCAAUGCUCACCUGAAGGAUUUGGAUGAAGAGAUCUUUGAUGAUGAUGAUUUUUAUCACCAGCUCCUUCGAGAACUCAUAGAACGGAAGACCAGUUCCUUGGAUCCUAAUGAUCAGGUGGCCAUGGGCAGGCAGUGGUUGGCUAUCCAGAAGUUACGAAGUAAAAUUCACAAGAAAGUCGAUAGAAAAGCCAGCAAAGGGAGGAAACUCCGGUAUCAUGUCCUUAGCAAGCUGCUGAGCUUCAUGGCACCUAUUGACCACACUACAAUGAAUGAUGAUGCCAGGUGA
Gracilinanus agilis (Agile Gracile Mouse Opossum) is the source of this 1683-nucleotide messenger RNA. It is a transcript of the gene AATF, whose product is annotated as apoptosis antagonizing transcription factor. Gene Ontology annotation, cellular component: nucleolus; nucleus. Gene Ontology annotation, biological process: regulation of transcription by RNA polymerase II. The transcript has 11 exons. The coding region runs from base 79 to 1683 and encodes 534 amino acids. Lineage: Eukaryota; Metazoa; Chordata; Mammalia; Didelphimorphia; Didelphidae. The record is from RefSeq and is a predicted model, not a curated record.